This is a messenger RNA of Eruca vesicaria subsp. sativa (arugula), 336 nucleotides long. Lineage: Eukaryota; Viridiplantae; Streptophyta; Magnoliopsida; Brassicales; Brassicaceae. The record is from the annotation of a GenBank genome assembly.
AUGCUGUCGACCUCUCUUCUCAGUUUCAUACAAGAUAGGAUUUUCAGAGAAGAUUGUAAAACAGUUCAAGUCUAUGAAGCUCGGACCAAGCAAAUCGUGGCUGCUGCCCUUCAUGGAUUCAACGGAACUGUGUUUGCUUAUGGGCAAACUAAUAGUGGCAAGACACAUACAAUGCGAGGCUCACCGACUGAACCAGGCAGGAGUCAUCCAACCCCUCUUGCUGUUCAUGAUUUGUUUGACACUAUAUAUCAUCAGGAUGCAAGCAGGGAGUUUCUUGUGCGUAUGUCGUACCUUGAAAUUUAUACUCGAAGAGAUAAACGAUCUCUUGGCUCCUGA